This is a messenger RNA of Halichondria panicea, 2287 nucleotides long. RefSeq lists its product as uncharacterized. NCBI's taxonomy places the organism in Eukaryota, Metazoa, Porifera, Demospongiae, Suberitida, Halichondriidae. Bases 79 to 1959 code for a protein of 626 amino acids. The transcript has a single exon. The record is from RefSeq and is a predicted model, not a curated record.
AUUUCCUGUGCAUGGGAAUUCCUGAGAUUUGUAUAAAAGGUUGAAUGUUUACAAGUUCAAAUAGUCUAAUAUCAAGUCAUGAUUAUAAGCAUGGCCACUAAGCAGCUACUACUCUACCUGCUAUGUGCCCUUGCUUUUACUGCAGUAGUACAAGCUACAGAAGUGAGAGAGUCAAGGCCAAUUGCAUUAGUGAAACCGACAAGUAGCAUAGUCUAUACUGAUCGAGCUAACAAUACAAACGAUACUUGUGGGACAAACACAAACUGUCCUAUCUGGGCAGAAUGUAAUACAGGAGAUUGUGUGUGCAGUGAGAAUCUACCAGAAUCAUUAAAAUGUGCUGAGCAUACACUACAAUUAUCAGUGAGGAUGUGUCACUGUGUGACUUUGGAUGACGUUUCUGGAGACAUUAUCGAAGGGAAAUGCUUCGUGAACUGUUUCAAUGACAACUACAGAGAUCAUUAUUAUCUACAGCUUCCACAAAAUACGUCCAGACUGAAUUACUUCAUGUGUGAGAAGUGGUGGAACAGAACAGGACCAUUGUGUGGAGAGUGCUUACCCGGACACAGACCUUUGGCUUACUCUUACAAUAUGGCGUGUGUGAAAUGCCCUGAGGGAAACAAUAACAUCUGGAAGUACAUUUUAGCAGCUUACGGUCCACUGACAGUGUUUUAUUUCAUUGUUUUAUUCUUGAAAGUAAAUGGUACUUCUUCUCAUCUUCAUGGAUACCUAAUCUUUGCUCAACUAUUUGCAUCACCUGCUUUUACUAGAACACUUGACCUCGCAAUCCACGAGCGAUACGAUAAGGGUAGUAGUGGCAUUGUAUUUCCAAUCCUCACAACUGCGUAUGGAAUAUGGAACUUAGAUUUCUUCAGAUGGUUAUAUUCCGACCUUUGUCUUGAUGUGUCUACACUUACAGUUUUAGCUCUGGACUAUGCAGUGGCUAUCUACCCACUUUUGUUGACUGUUGUCUCUUACAUACUGAUUGAACUACAUAGUAAAAAUGUUAGGAUAGUGGUUAUCUUGUGGACCCCAUUUCGAUGGUUGCUAACACGUUUUCGUAGAAAGUGGGAAAGUAGGACCACAGUGAUCGAUGCAUUUGCAACGUUCUUUCUACUCUCAUUUGUCAAAAUUGCAUGGACUUCGUUUGAUAUCAUUACCCCAGUUCAGGCUACCAGUGUGGGAACAAAUGAAACAGAGUGGGUUUACUAUUUAAAUGCAACUGUUGUAUUCUUCGGAACUGAUCACUUACCGUAUGCCAUCGUAGCAAUUGUCUUCUGUUUUGUACUCAUUAUUACUUCAAUGCUGUUUCUACUGUUCUAUCAAGCUAAAUCCACACAGAGGACACUGAACUGCUUGAGACUUCAUCACCAGUUAAUAAAAGCUGUUAUGGACUCAUUCCAGGGCUACUACAAGAACGGAACAGAAAGAACGAAAGAUUAUCGAUGGUUUGCAGCCGUACCUUUGAUUGGACAAUUCGCAAUACUUGUUUUUUACUCGAUGGCUCUCGAUACCAGCAUGUUACUACCUGAAACAGUUGUCGCCGUCUUCAUCAUGUUGCUAACGGUAAUUGUGCAGCCCUAUAAAAAUCAGUUUGCACAUUAUACAAAAAUAGAUGUUACAUUUUGGGCUAUCAUUGCUCUCUGCUCUACUGGAGCCCGGGGAAUAUUCUAUACAUCACAUUUAGAGACUGAAAUUAUGAGUGGUAUCCUCAUCGUGGUGUAUUUUUCUCCAAUAAUCUACAUAUCCUGUGUCUCUAGCUACUGGAUUCUCUCUAAAUUGAAACUGAAACAAAAGAUCUUUCGGAUUAGAAACUGGAGAAGAAACCAACACAUUGAGAGUGAACUUGAAGCAGUUUUUCCCGAUCGAGUUGUUAACCCAGAGAACUACCAAGAAGUGAGCUUAAGAGAUUUCAAUGUUUCAGAUGACGUCCAACAAACACAAGAUUGUGAUACGUACUGAGUUAAGUGCAUGUUGCUGUAAACAUUUCACUCAAUAACAUAUGGUUAGGAAUGAUAUACAUACGUACCUUACGGUAUGCAUUGACAUACACUUAUUUCCAUUUAGCUGUUUCAGUAUAUAGAUUUCUAUGAAGAUUUUUCAGUGUGCAUGCAUACCCUUUAUCAGUUUCCCUAUCUUUUUCAGUAUGCAUUUACUUACCCCUUAAGUGUGACAAAAUGAUUAACGUUUGGCCGCAAAACAUUGUCAACCGAACCUUUGAACAUCGCCAGCUGAGCAGGGAGUUUUAGCAAACGAGUAUGGCUAUUGAGCUUCAGGUAGAAAUUCUGAG